AUGGCUGCGACAAAGAAGCCCAUCCUCUACUAUUUCAAUCUGGGCAGCAAAGGCCGUGGCGAAGUUGUCCGGCUGUUCCUGAGAGAACUCGGCAUCGACUACGAGGACAAGCUUUACACUUACGAACCAACAUGGCACCAGCAGGAGGUCAGCAAAGAACUCCAGGACCAGGGAUUGACCAUCACUCGGAAAUUGCCAUCAUUGGAUAUUGACGGCCAUGUUCUAUCUCAGCAUAUUCCCAUCCUGAGAUAUCUUUCACGGUCCGUGGGCGCUUAUGAUGGAACCACAAACUACGAGAAGUGGUUGGUCGAUGCCGUUUCCGACACAUACAUCGACUGGAGGUUCCUGUGGGUGGCCAAUUUGACAGACAACAAGCCUGAAUACAAGGCCGCAACGGUUCCCCGCUUCUACGCCAUCUGGGACAAGUUCUACUCGAAAAAUUCGGGCCCGUACCUCCUGGGGAAUACCGUCACGUAUGCCGACUUUGUGAUUUUUCAGGCGCUGGAUAAUGACGAAGUGCUCGGGUGGGCGCCGGCUUCCACUCCGGAGUCACUCAAGGCCCUGAGGGCUGCGAUGUCCGCACGCCCAAACAUCAAGGAAUACAUAGCUGCGAGAAGGGGAUAA
This is a messenger RNA of Cladophialophora psammophila CBS 110553, 624 nucleotides long. RefSeq lists its product as uncharacterized. Gene Ontology annotation, molecular function: glutathione transferase activity. The record is from RefSeq and is a predicted model, not a curated record. The transcript has 5 exons. Gene Ontology annotation, biological process: glutathione metabolic process. The coding region runs from base 1 to 624 and encodes 207 amino acids. NCBI's taxonomy places the organism in Eukaryota, Fungi, Ascomycota, Eurotiomycetes, Chaetothyriales, Herpotrichiellaceae.